UUAACAGUAGCUUGAUUCCGUCCAGUAGCUCAGUGGUGGCUAGUGAAGUUUAAAGUAAAUGAAGCGACUCGGUUCAACUUUUACCUUUUAAAAAUUCAUCCCGAAGACAUAUUGGGGUAUGAGUCAUGACAUGAGGAGUUUUUAAAUCAGGUUUAAUUAGAAAAGAAAAAGUAAAAGGUUAUCAACGUGCGUCUGUCAAACCAGUCCUUCCAGUGAGCUCAUCGCCCACUGAGCUGUCUUCAUCAUUACAGGGAGGUAGGAACAUGACGAGCUUAGCGAGUAAAGCUUUUUGCAGGGUGGAGAGGCUGUGUCACCACCUCCCCGUACUCCUCAACACCUUCUUGGUCUUCUCUAUCACCGGGGAGGUGAGCUACCUGGUCCUGGUCGAGGCUCCGCUGGAGGCAGACCAGAAGAAGACGGAGUGGUCCGCCUGGUGGAAAGCCGUCCACCUGCUGGCCCAGUACUUCAUGCUGGUUAACAUCUGCUGGAACGCCAUGCUGUUCCUCAGAACCAGUCCCAGUAUCAAAGGGGUGUUCCUGGGAGGAGAAGGCAUGGGACAGGGGUGGAGGUACUGUUACACGUGUGAGACCCACACUCCGCCUCGCUGCUCCCACUGCUAUGACUGCAAUGUUUGCGUGCUGCGGCGAGAUCACCACUGCGUCUUUUUUGGCCGCUGCGUGGGCUUCCGUAACUACCGCUACUUUCUGAGCUGCUUGUUAUUUAUGUGGUCUGGGCUCCUGUAUGCCACCUUGAUGAAUGCAGAGGUCUUCAUUGUCAUAUUGAAGGAGGGUGUGACUUUACACAGCGUCCUACUGCUGCUCAUACCCUGGAUCAUGCUCGUUUCAGGCCAGGUCUCUGCGCAAGCCUUUGCCUUCGCCUUCAUCGCUGACACCUGCGUGGUGGGCUUCCUACUGGUGUCUGCCUUUUUCUUCUUCCAUCUCUUCCUAAUGUUUCGGGGACAGACCACCAGGGAGUGGUAUUCAAAUCGUAGACCCUACAGCCUGGGACUCCCUGGAAACCUGAGCCACUCUCUGGGCAUUCGCUGGUACAUCUGCUGGCUCUCCCCGCUCAUCCAAUCACCUCUCCCGGGAGAUGGGAUAAACUUCCGGGUCACUGGAUCCCUGGACCCCACCCGGUAACAGCUGACGGCCUGGUCAUGUAAAGGCCAUGUAACUUUACAUUGGUGAUGGUUCAUGUUUUGGGAGCAGCAUCAGGGAAGAGACAUAUACACAUUGUGGGUGUACUGUGAUUGAGUUUGACCUCAAGUGUUCUUCUGGAAUACUUAGCACUGAAAAAGUUUGCAAACAGCACUGAAAUGAGAAUGUAUUUUUUUGAUUAUAAAAAAGUUUAUGAUUUUAAAUCCUUUUCACCAAGCAACAAAUACUUUCUCUGACUCUAGGGUUAUUUAUUCUUCUGGAAUUGGUGACACUGACUGCUUAAUUGAGCUUUUCAAUUUGAAGAUAAUAGUUGCGUUGUUCCUGAAUAUAUAAAAUACACCAUCAUUAGCCUCAUAUCUGCAGUUGUGCCUAAACUACAAGUGUCAUUAUGUGCUUGUGCUAUCAGUGUUCUUGAAGGGGUUCAAAGUGAUGUCUUAAAAACUACAGGAGAUCAGAAAAUACACAGUAGAAAUUGAGUUUCGACUUCUAGAGUUGCAGUUUACAGCUGUGGUUCUCAACUGGUGGGUCAGGACCCAAAAGUGGGUCGCGAAGCCAUUUUCAGUGGGUCACGAAUGUGUAGCUAAGAUAAAUACGGUGUCAAAAAGUCUACAGAGCGCUGUUUGAUUUGUUCAGUUUCUUGCCUCCAUCCCCUGUUUUGUAAAGUCUACUGCACAAUUUUUCAUUAAAUAAAUCUGAUUGGUUGUAAGAUAUCAGAAAUUUGGGUCGUGGUCUCUCAUGGAGGAGCCGUGGGUGGGUCCUGAGGCUAGACGAGUUGAGAACCACUGGUUUACAGGAUACACAUUUUUGAAGCUACCCAAAGACUUCACUGUAAGAGUCUUUCCUCGUAGUUCAUGUUAUGUUGUCUAGCUUUCACUCAGCAAGGGACUUCUACUUACCAAAUCAACCUGGCCUACAACAUAAUGUGCUCUGACUCAACCACUGUUAAUACUGUAUAUCUUUAAAAAAAAAACCUCUUUGGCAGUGAGAAUACAGAAAAUGUACUGUUUUAUACAAAGAAAUUGUUCUUAUUUUUGUUUUCUUAGCAGUUUCUUAAGCUGUUUAGCCAACCUGUGUCACAAAUACAUAUUGUGUCAAUUGUCUGAUACAUACACACUGCAUACUUACUCAAAGUCUGCUAUAUAAGUAUGGAUUUUGGACACAGCCAAUGUACUCUGCAGCACUAUAAAUAACAGAAGUUACCGCAUAUCAAAGUCCUUUUUCUCUCUCGUCUGCUGUUGCUUUAGUAAGUUUGAUCUCUUGCCUUAAAAUGUGGUGAAUAUAUUUACACGCAUGACAAUUUUUUUUUGCACAAUAUAUAUUUCUGUUUCAUUUCGUUUGUUCUUUGACAUAUGAAUCACGCCAUUUGAUGUUUGGUUUUGCUAUCUGAAAAUUGUUCGAUGAAUUGUCCUAAGGGAGCAUUUUGAUAAUGAAAUGCAUUAAUUAAAACAUGUUUGAUGAUGAUUUUUAUUUUCA
Molecule: messenger RNA, 2630 nt
Organism: Labrus bergylta (ballan wrasse)
Lineage: Eukaryota; Metazoa; Chordata; Actinopteri; Labriformes; Labridae
Gene: zdhhc24
Product: zinc finger DHHC-type containing 24
Molecular function (GO): palmitoyltransferase activity
Source: RefSeq, a predicted model, not a curated record